Molecule: messenger RNA, 1101 nt
Organism: Fonsecaea multimorphosa CBS 102226
Lineage: Eukaryota; Fungi; Ascomycota; Eurotiomycetes; Chaetothyriales; Herpotrichiellaceae
Exons: 4
Coding region: 1-1101 (366 amino acids)
Source: RefSeq, a predicted model, not a curated record
AUGCUGAGGGAGGACGCAUCGAACUUACAGGCAUCGUUCUCUCCCGGGCGGUCGCCCGACAGGAAAGAGAAAAGCAGUGUUGAGACACAGGACGUGGGUCCCGUCACAGUCCCCCUGUCCAGCCUUCCACCAGAAUUCUCCUUCACUAAGUAUCUCUCACCGAACUUAGUCAACGACCGAAGUCAUCCCACGAUUGUGACAUUGAACGAAAAAACCUUGGACGCCACAUAUCUCGUCCUGCUGGCGCUCAAUGAAGAAUGCCGCGGAAUGCGGCGAGGCUGCUUCUACUACCUGCCUCUACGGCAGGAUGUCACGAGAGGCCAUCCCUGUGACAUGGUCUUUAUUGACGAGCCCUGGGGGGAGAAGAGCGUGAAGACAUGGGACGCGUCGAACUGGGAGAAGAGGCUUCACACGACUCUAUUCACCGACAACCAUGUUUUUAUUGAUGAUGGCGCAGAAGGGAAGAUAAAUUCUCACGAACACGUCAUGCCCGUUUGCUCGCGUAUUCUGAAGUUCUCCGAGCCAGCAAAGCCAUUUGGACGUCCUCAUGUCUACGCCAGCGACUCCGAUCCCGCUGUCGCCAAACAUUUGAACGUCCAUACCUGGAGUCGACCUCUGAUGGACACGUCGAGGAUUCUGAUCCUGUACAUGCAUCGUCAUGCACCGCCGUUGAUCGCCCACGUCCACGCGAUCGAGGGUACCUCACAAUGUACGACGUUCCCGACGCCAAACGACCCCUCCCUGACGGCGCUCCCGAACUGGCAACCGAACACUGUCGACGUGUUUGGCAGAAAGUCAGACUGCGACGCGCCCAGAGCUAUGUCGUCGGGUGGUGGUGGUGGUGCUCGGCAGCAGAGGAGGUUGGCGGUCAUGGUGACAAACAAGGAGGUGGUGCUUGCCCUGCUGUAUAUCUGGAACCGCGGCCGGGAUGUGCCUCCUAUCGACCAUGACAACAGCGGCGACUUGAACCUAGAGGUCUUUGACGACUGGGAGGCCGACUUUGGCCGUACCAAGGUCUUGUGGCAGGAGUUGGAAGACCGAAUCCGGAGUCACAGCCUCGGCGCGCACGAGGCUAUGUUGAAAUACUGGCCUAAGGAAUGA